Molecule: messenger RNA, 1361 nt
Organism: Calypte anna (Anna's hummingbird)
Lineage: Eukaryota; Metazoa; Chordata; Aves; Apodiformes; Trochilidae
Gene: CA10
Product: carbonic anhydrase 10
Exons: 9
Coding region: 96-1082 (328 amino acids)
Molecular function (GO): carbonate dehydratase activity; zinc ion binding
Source: RefSeq, a predicted model, not a curated record
GUCCCAAAGGAAAUUUGCUGGGAUCGUUCAAACUGCGAUAUUGAUCUUUGUUAUUUUUUUUCGCCGAGGGAUGCACUUGGUAUGAGAAUCGGAGGAUGGAAAUUGUUUGGGAGGUGCUUUUUCUUCUGCAAGCGAAUUUCAUCGUCUGCAUUUCAGCUCAACAAAAUUCACCAAAAAUCCAUGAAGGCUGGUGGGCUUAUAAGGAGGUGGUCCAGGGAAGCUUUGUUCCAGUGCCCUCCUUUUGGGGUUUGGUUAACUCAGCUUGGAAUCUUUGCUCUGUUGGGAAAAGACAAUCACCUGUCAAUAUUGAAACCAGCCAUAUGAUUUUUGAUCCCUUCUUAACUCCACUUCGGAUAAACACAGGGGGAAGAAAGGUCAGUGGCACAAUGUACAACACAGGGAGACAUGUAUCUCUACGAUUAGACAAAGAGCAUUUGGUCAACAUCUCCGGAGGGCCGAUGACGUACAGCCACCGCCUGGAGGAGAUCCGGUUACACUUUGGAAGUGAAGACAGCCAGGGCUCAGAGCACCUGCUCAAUGGACAGGCUUUCUCUGGGGAGGUCCAAUUAAUCCACUAUAACCAUGAGCUGUACACAAAUGUCACAGAAGCUGCAAAGAGUCCUAAUGGGUUGGUGGUAGUUUCCAUAUUUAUGAAAGUGUCGGAAUCAUCAAAUCCAUUUCUAAAUCGAAUGCUUAACAGAGACACCAUAACGAGAAUAACAUAUAAAAAUGAUGCAUACUUACUACAGGGGCUUAAUAUUGAGGAACUUUAUCCAGAGACCUCUAGUUUCAUUACAUAUGAUGGGUCAAUGACAAUUCCACCCUGCUAUGAAACAGCAAGCUGGAUAAUAAUGAACAAACCUGUCUACAUAACAAGGAUGCAGAUGCAUUCUUUACGACUGCUAAGCCAGAAUCAGCCCUCCCAGAUAUUUCUGAGCAUGAGUGACAAUUUCAGACCAGUGCAGCCUCUCAACAAUCGAUGUAUCCGAACUAAUAUCAACUUUAGUUUACAGGGAAAAGAUUGUCCAAACAAUAGAGCACAGAAACUUCAGUAUAGAGUAAAUGAAUGGCUCCUCAAGUAAGUAACACAGAGCAGGCAGAACCCAUAACUCAGUGGAAUGCUACUACUGUGAAUUGACACCAUCUAGAAUGCACCCAACCUCACUCUCUUUGGGUUCACAACAGCAUUUGAAAAAGUGCUGUAGGAAAAGAGCUGCCAUGUUGGAAACAACUAAAAAUUCAUUCAUAUGAUUGUUGGUAACUAAAAAAAAAAUAAAUAAAAAGAAAGUAAAAAGACGAUAUUGAGGUAAAUGUGAUUACAAUUUUGAUACAGUUUUCCUGAACUAAUUUAGCUUCACAAA